Messenger RNA from Contarinia nasturtii (swede midge), 485 nucleotides. RefSeq names its product putative flavin-containing monooxygenase FMO GS-OX-like 11. Gene Ontology annotation, molecular function: N,N-dimethylaniline monooxygenase activity; flavin adenine dinucleotide binding; NADP binding. The transcript is spliced from 3 exons. The record is from RefSeq and is a predicted model, not a curated record. The annotation marks the transcript as partial. NCBI's taxonomy places the organism in Eukaryota, Metazoa, Arthropoda, Insecta, Diptera, Cecidomyiidae.
AUUACAACGAACCAACGAUGUUGGCGAUAUGAUUAGUUAAUUUUUGGCAUUCAUUCGAAUCACAUCUAUAAAUGAAUUUUCUUGUUACAAUUUUUGUCGGGCUGUUGCUUGUAUUUGCUGUAAUUCAAAUCGUUGCAGCUUCUACCAACAAUGGGAAUAGAAUCGUUUUGAAUGUAGCUGUUAUUGGAGCUGGACCAGCAGGUCUUUGUAGCGCCAAACACUGUCUUGCCGAAGGUCAUGAAGUAACCGUCUACGAACAAAGUGAAGAGAUCGGUGGAGUGUGGUAUUAUACUGAUGAAAUCGGCAAAGAUAAAUACGGUAAUCCAAUUCACUCGCCCAUGUACCAAGGACUAAGAACAAAUACGCCCUACCAAGUGAUGACUUUUUCCAACUUUUCUUAUCCAACAAAUACAACACCUUUCCCACCACAAACAGACGUACUGAAAUAUCUCCAUUCAUAUGCAAACCAUUUCGAAUUGGGAAAA